AAGACUUUGUGAGCCCACUGGCCCCUGAAAAAGUGAGCCAUAUUCUCUGCAUUUCUAUGACUCUGCUGCUGGCUCAGGGGUUUAGACAAAAGGACCAGUCUUUAGAGCAGGUAUAAAAGGAAAGGGUUAAACAGGGAAAGGUACAGUUCGAACCAAGUCUAACAGCAGCAACAGCAGCAGCAACAGCAGCAGCAACCAACUGACCAACAAGAUGACUUCCACUGGAAUGAACAUGAUGAGCAGGAUUGUCUUCUUCGAGGAGAGGAACUUCCAGGGUCGCUCUUAUGAGUGCAGCAGCGACUGCCCCGACAUGUCCUCCUACCUGAACAGGUGCCACUCCUGCAGGGUGGAGAGAGGCUGCUUCAUUGUGUACGACCGCACCAACUUCAUGGGUAACCAGCACUUCAUGAGGAGGGGCGAGUACGCCGACUACAUGAGCAUGAUGGGCAUGAGCGACUGCAUCAGGUCCUGCCGUAUGAUCCCCAUGCAGCACAGGGGAUCCUUCAGGAUGAGGAUCUACGAGAGGGAGAACUUCGGCGGUCAGAUGCACGAGGUGAUGGAGGACUGUGACAACAUCAUGGACCGUUACCGCAUGUCCCAGUGCAUGUCUUCCAACGUGAUGGAGGGUCACUGGCUGAUGUACGAGCAGCCCAACUUCAGAGGCAGGAUGAUCUACAUGAGGCCCGGCGAGUACAGGAACUUCAUGAACAUGGGCAGCAGCAGCGUUAGGUUCAUGAGCAUCAAGCGUAUCACCGACUCUUGCCAGUAAACUCCUUACAAUGAAUAAAA
Messenger RNA from Notolabrus celidotus (New Zealand spotty), 789 nucleotides. RefSeq names its product gamma-crystallin M3-like. Gene Ontology annotation, molecular function: structural constituent of eye lens. The record is from RefSeq and is a predicted model, not a curated record. Lineage: Eukaryota; Metazoa; Chordata; Actinopteri; Labriformes; Labridae. The transcript has 3 exons. Bases 212 to 769 code for a protein of 185 amino acids. Gene Ontology annotation, biological process: visual perception; lens development in camera-type eye.